AUGUUUAACGAAAGAAAACUUGCCGGCAGUGGACAUGGGUUCGUGAAGGCAUACAGCAAUAAUUGGUUGUCGCAGCUGGGAGCGGUCUAUAAAUAUGAAUCACCCAAGGAUGUGCUGCGUAAACCGAACCACCAGCAUCGAAAGAUCGCUCUGUACAGUAUUCUAGCGAUGGCAUUUGUGGCCUUCUUUACGCUGUUCAUGAUUGUGCACGAGGCCGACCGCAGAUCCCGUCAGAUGUUGAUCGAAACCAGCUUCACCAAUGAGACGGCUAUUGAACCGAGUGCUGGCGGGUACAACACCAUCCUAACGACACCGCUUUCCUCGGGUUUACCAUCGACGGGGAGCAACACUUCGCAGGAGGACGAGUCUUCUAUGAAGCGAACACGCCGUCUAAGAUAUUACGGUGCAGAUGAAAAGCCCACCAGAUCUUCUGCAUCACCUAAUGGACGUGAUCGGUUGGUAGUGCUGCCGGCUCGUUUUCUUAAACCACCUUCACGUGCAGUCGAAUGGCCAUCAACGUCAUGGGAGGAAACGAAAGCGAAUCCUCCCGCGGGUGAAGAAGCUGAACGGCGUCGAGACACACUGACUGUAGAGCCGAAACCCUUCCAGGUGGCAAUAAACGGACUGGUACCGAUCGGGUUUCAACAGCCGCGUGUAAACCGUACGACGAAGGCGUUGGCAAACGAUUGGACACCGUCCAGCGUGCAGGACAUUGUCCGGCAGUUAACGCUGGCCAAGCGCAAACAGCAGCAACAACUCCAACAGCAUCAUAUGCUCUACUACAACUAUCCGCACAAUCCCUCACUUCAACCGGCGGAAUUUAAUCACCCGGUGCAUCCCAAUCAUCGCGUUAAGUUCAGCGGUAUCUAUCGACAUCCGCGCAAGGAGGGCGACAUAACGACGCUGUUCGGGGCGGCUUCGCAACGUCCGCGCGAAGUACAUCUGCAGGCGCCGCAGUUGAUAAACCAACAGCUACAACCCGACCGGCUGUACAACUUUAAACCUUCCAACCCGAGCGAGGUGAAUCUGCUCGCGACGGAACAGUUUCGCUUUGCGCCCGCUAGCACCCAACUACCGGAAAGUGAUGAGUGGUCCACACGUGGUAUGCCCUUCUCGGUGAUGCUCAAUCUCGAACCGAUGCCGAUUGUAGGGCCGGGCAGUAAAGGAUUUGCACAGCACCAUCAGCAACAGCGAUAUAGGAAGCGGCUUCGAAAUCCUUACCGGAAUUCGUACCGACAACCACCACCGGCAUGGCCGGAACAAACCUUCGCACAGCUAGCACCGUAUCAGCAGCGUGUUCGACCUUCACCAACGCAACCCUUCCGGGCGGUAUUCGGACAGGCUGGAAGUGAGGAGUACGAGGGUGAGAACUACUUCCGGAAGGAGGGUCGUAUACCGCCACGCAUUCCACCCUUUUCCGCACCGUUUAUCGCACCGGGCCGUUUGAUGGUUCACUUUAACAUCUAUCCCCGGCACCAACCGAUCUCUCAGGUGGCGGAACGUCGGGAAUCGGAACACGACCACCCAACGCCUUCAUCGCUGGAAUCGAUCGUGCUCAACGAGGGUGAAGAGCAGCAGCAACUGCGGGUAAAAAUUACUAGCGAGGCACCACCUGUAACGAUGGCACCGGUCGCAUCAACGGUGGAGGUGAUCAAAUCGAUAGAAAUUCCAACGCAGAUCAACUUCGAUCAUGUACCGUUGGGGCGCAAUCCACCACCACCGUUACCAUCCUUUAGUCGGUGGACCAGUGAUGAACGUACCAGCAGGAACGCGUGGAACGGAGGGGUGCGAGUGUGA
Molecule: messenger RNA, 1797 nt
Organism: Anopheles marshallii
Lineage: Eukaryota; Metazoa; Arthropoda; Insecta; Diptera; Culicidae
Exons: 2
Coding region: 1-1797 (598 amino acids)
Source: RefSeq, a predicted model, not a curated record